This is a messenger RNA of Polypterus senegalus (gray bichir), 6635 nucleotides long. RefSeq names its product protein piccolo-like. The transcript has 7 exons. Gene Ontology annotation, cellular component: GABA-ergic synapse; axon; cytoskeleton of presynaptic active zone. Gene Ontology annotation, molecular function: structural constituent of presynaptic active zone; metal ion binding. The record is from RefSeq and is a predicted model, not a curated record. NCBI's taxonomy places the organism in Eukaryota, Metazoa, Chordata, Cladistia, Polypteriformes, Polypteridae. Bases 255 to 6635 code for a protein of 2126 amino acids. Gene Ontology annotation, biological process: protein localization to synapse; presynaptic active zone assembly.
CUCCUCAGAUCUCGGGUAACCACCAUCCUAAGCAGAAGGGAUGAGAGGGAUCAGCAGGCACAUACACAGAGAAGUGCUGAUCAAAGAUGGAGGAGCGACCCGUGAAAUAAGCGAGCAGCUUUGCGCACUCUUAACUAGGCUGUAGAUUGUAGAAAAGAGAGGAAAAAAAGUGAGAGAACGAGAGAAAAAGACACACCACCGAGGAGGAAAGAGCACGAGCGGAGGGGAGGGAAAGUAAACCAGGGUGAGCGAUCAUGGGGAAUGAAGCCAGUCUGGAGGGUGGAGAAGGAGGGGGGCUUGCCGGGUUACCAGAAGGGGUUGCAGGGGAUGGGAAAGGGGGAUUCAUCCAGAUUCCUGCAAGAAUGGAGGCGGAUCUGAAGCAGCUGAGCGAAGAAGAGAGGAAACAGAUCGCAGCUGUAAUGUCAAGGGCGCAAGGGCUGCAGCCAGGAACUGUCAAGGAUCCUCCCAUACAAAGGAGAUUAGGGGAAGAUGCAAGUCAUCUACCUAGACAACAAGGAAAACGUCCAGAUCAUGCACCUGCUGGUAUCAGCAAAAGCCAAACUGUAGAUGUAUUUAACCAGGAAAAGAUAAAGCCUGGAAGAAGUCCAUCUUCCAUCAGUCUUUUGGAGUCUCAGUCAAAACCAGAGGUCAAAACAGAAACAAAAGCAGCCAUGAUGCCCAGCUUCCUUAGUGAGGGCAACCCCCUCAGUGCAAUGUCAUCUGUUGUAAAUAAAUUCAGUUUGUUUGGGGAUUCAGAUGAGUCAUCUGAUAAACAAAAGGGACAGCAACAGCAACCUGCAAAAGCAUCUGCACAGCCUUCAGGAUUGGCCAAAACUGGGUUAGGCUCCCCAAAAAUUGGGCAGCAGCAACAAGCACCCAGCAAAGCUAGCACUCAGCAAAAAACAGAUACUACACAGAAUAAGCAACAUGGAUCUCCUAAAACUGGUGCUCAGCAUCAGGGAUCUACUAAGUCAGGUGCCGAGCAACAAGGACGUUCUAAACCAGGGCCACAACAGCAAGGAACUGCUCUACAAUUAGGGCCUGGUAAACCAGGUGUACAGCAAGAGACUCCAGUGACAGAAUCCCAGAAACAUGGGCCUGUUAAGCCUGGCUCUCAGCAGCAAGGUUCCGCACCAAGUGGCCUUCAGCAACAUGAGCUUAGUGGGAGGCAAGACCCACCACUCAGUGAACAUCCACAAAAAGGAGCUGCUAAGGAUGGAACUAAACAACACAAUUUGCCAAACUUGGGGCCCUCUACAGCAGGCAGAAGUAAAGAAGGACAACAGUCACAAACCUCCAUUCCUUUUGGACCUCAGCAACAGGAAUUUGUGAAGUCUGGACCUAAACAAGGCUCUAAGAGUCUUAACCAAAAACAUCUCGAUUCAAAUCCUCCCCCUAAGAAAACAUUAUGUCCCAUUUGUACAACUACUGAACUACUGUUUCACAGUCCAGAAAAGGCAAACUAUAACACCUGCACACAAUGUAAAAAAGUUGUGUGCAGCCUGUGUGGCUUCAACCCUAACCCUCACAUUACUGAGGUCAAGGAAUGGCUUUGCCUGAACUGUCAGAUGCAAAGGGCCCUAGGCAUGGAUGAAUCUGCCCCUAGUAUGGCAAAGCAGCAGCCUCAUCCUCAGAAAAUAUCAGAUUCUCCUCAGAGAGGUAAACAAGCUUUGCCAAUAUCACAGCUUCAGAAAACUGAACCUACAAAAUCACCUGACCCAAUAAAACCCUUGAAUGUAAGUAAACAGCCCGUCACAGAACCACCACCUUCAAAGCCAAAAGACACUUUGCCUAAUUCUUCUGUUCAACAAGUGUCAGAGCAGAAGGCUCAGGUUCCAAAGACUGAUCAGCAUAAGUCAGCAAAGCAAGAUGCAGAAGUAAAAAUGCCUUCAGAUUUUACUGGCCCUGAGAUUAAGCAGACUUUAGCAGGCUCCCAUGAUUCCAUAUCUGCCCAACAGAAGGAAAGUCAAGAAACUGCCAAACAAAUCAUGCAGGCCUCACCGGUAGUAAGAAAAACAGAUACACAGAUAGCCUCACCGCAAAAGACAACACAGCAAACCACAGAAAGGUCUAUGGAAACUAACGGUCAGAAGCCUGUCAGUACAAUAAAGCAACCUCCAUCACAAGUCAAAGAUGCUUUAUCAAAACUGGAUUCAAAUGUCAAUCAGCCUGCACCACAAUCUGCAAAAUCUGAGCAGCCAGUGCAGAAAGUUUCCACUGCACCACCUGCCUCAAAACAAGUUCAACCAGACAAAGUACAAUCAACUCAACAACCUCCAAAACAAGAGCAAACUAGAAGAUUUAGUUUAAAUAUUGGUGGCAUAACAGAAACACCUAAGUCACAACCAACAACUCCACAAGAGUCAGUAACUGGGAAACUAUUUGGAUUUGGCUCUUCAUUCUUUAGUCAAGCCUCUAAUUUGAUAUCAACUGCUGUCCAACCAGCAGAUCACCCUGCUCCUGCAUCUAAACCACCUGUAAUUCCACCAGGUACUCAGCCUGCACCCAAGGAAAUUAGUUCAGCCCAGUCUUCACCAAAACCAUCCCCAAAACCAUCCCCAGCAAAAAGGGAGACAAAACCACCUGUGGCACAAAAGCCAACAUCCACUCCUGAGAAAAAAAUACCAACAGAGCAUGAUGUGAAACCUCCAGUGGAAAUACCGAAGGUUGCUGUGAAGGGCACUGAAGUAAUAAAGGCUUCAUCACAAAAAUCUAACUGUCCUCUCUGCAAAACUGAGCUUAAUGUUGGUUGUAAGGAUCCACCAAACUAUAAUACCUGCACAGAAUGCAACAACAUCGUAUGCAAUUUAUGUGGAUUUAAUCCAAUGCCUCACCUUUCUGAGAAAAAAGAAUGGCUCUGCUUAAAUUGUCAGACACAACGAGCUCUAUCUGGGCAGCUUGGAGGAGACAUUGAGAAAAUGCCACCAGCUUUGACACACAAAACUGAUCCUGCACCUAAGACAUUACCUAGCUCUCCAAAAAGUAUGAAAAUCAUUCCAGAAGCAGCUGUUAUUAAACCUGAUCAAGAGCAGCAAAAACAAGGGCACGUGAGCCAAAAAGAUGAGAAAUCAAGAGAAAACACCAGAGAAAAGCCAAAGGAGUUAAUAAGGGAAGCUUCCCUUCAAAAGAUGCAAACUGAGACACCAAGCAAACCCCUGCAAGCAGAAAUCAAGUUAGAGGAAAAAGGAAAAUUAUCCCGUAUUGAAUCCUUAGUAUCCCAACCCCUGAAAGGAGGUCCUUUUCAUCAGGUAGAUGACAAAGUAUUACCUCGAGUACACAAGGAAAUUGAAAAGAUUGCCUCACCUUCUCAAGUCAUAAAAAAGGCAGAGGUUGAUUCUUAUGUCAUUGACUCAAAAAGCACUACAUUCACUCCUGUGAAGAAAGAUACGGUGGAGACUCCAUUAGAAAAGCCCCCGCAAAAGCCGAUCCAAAUGGAAACUGUCAAAGAAAAGAGUGAAAAGGAAGAUGACAAAUCUGAGAUUCUUGGUUCCUCACAGCAGAAAAGCCCUCAAGGACUGAGUGACACAGGCUAUUCAUCAGAUGGUAUUUCAAGCUCACUUGGUGAAAUUCCAAAUAUUGCAGCAAGUGAUGAGAAGGAGUUGCUAAAGGAGCCUUCAAAAGAGGAAACACAAUCACAAGAGAGUAGUCCUUCGAGUCCAUCAGAUUUGGCAAAACUAGAAAGCACUGUACUUUCAAUAUUAGAAGCUCAGACAACUACUGUUGAAAAAAAAGGAGAAUUUAGAGACUCAUAUGAUGGUUACAGAGAAGAAGAUGGAAAACGGACUAGAACUAGAAUAUUACCUGUUACACCUGAAUCAUACAGCUCUGAUGAAGAAGAUCUUGAAUAUAUACAAGAGAAAGAUAAAGGGGCUGUGGAAACUACCAUGCUUCCUAAAAAAGAAAGACGAAAAUUAACUGAAUCUAAAGAUUCCUCAAGGCAACAUCAGUAUGAUUCUAUUGAAGACAGCAGUGAGAGUGAACACUCACCACUUCCACAAAGAAAACGAAAGGUUAGUGUUGGUUCAUCCAGUAGUGAUGAAUUUAAACAAGAGGACAGUCAGGGAUCUGGUGAUGAGGAGGAUUUUAUUCGAAAACAGAUCAUAGAAAUGAGUGCAGAUGAGGAUGCAUCUGAUGAGGAAGAAUACUUUCAAACUCAGAUCAAAGUGGUCAGUGGAGAACAGAAGAAAUCUCAGGAGGAAAGAAAAAGCAAAGUAAAAUCUGCAUCUGGGAAAAGCAAACGACUAAGCAAGAAAAGCAGCACAAGCCAAGAUGAUGAAGCUGGCCGAAGACAUUCUUGGCAUGAUCAUGAUGAGGAAGAAUACGAUGAAAGUCCUGAAUCCAAAUUCAGGGAAACCAAAAGCCAGGAAGGUGAAGAAUUGUCUGUCUCAAGUGUUGGAGGUCUUCGAAGAUUUAAGACUAUUGAAUUAAACAGCACUACGUCGGCUACAUAUAAAGAAACUUCAGAGCAACCAGGGACUAAGUUAUACUACGAAGAGCCAGAAAUUGAAAUGGAAAGUUUAACUGACUCUCCUGAAGACAGAUCAAGAGGGGAAGGUUCUUCCAGCCUGCAUGCUUCUAGCUUUACACCUGGCACAUCUCCCACAUCUGUGUCUUCCCUUGAUGAGGACAGUGACAGUAGCCCAAGUCACAAAAAAAUAAGCGAAGAAAGUAAGCAGCAACGAAAGGCCAGGCACCGAGCACAUGGACAAGUACUUCCAACUAUUGAAGAUUCUUCUGAGGAAGAAGAACUCAGAGAAGAGGAAGAACUUCUUAAAGAACAAGAAAAACAACGGGAAAUAGAACAGCAACAGAGGAAAAGCUCCAGCAAAAAAUCAAAGAAAGAUAAGGAUGAACUAAGAGCACAAAGAAGACGAGAACAUCCAAAGACUCCUCCAAGUAAUCUGUCACCAAUUGAGGAUGCUUCACCUACAGAGGAGCUGCGUCAGGCAGCUGAGAUGGAGGAGCUUCACAGGUCCUCAUGUUCUGAGUAUUCUCCAAGUAUUGAAUCAGAACCAGAAGGAUUUGAAAUAAAUCCAGAGAAAAUACUUGCAGUUCAGAAAGUUUAUGAGUUGCCAAAAUUAGUUUCCCUGUACUCUCCUACUGAAGACAAUCAAGAGCCUGCAUCUCCAAAAUCACUAAAAAGUGCAGAUGAAGUUUAUGAAGAAAUCAUGCAGAAAGCCAAAUUACUUCAAAAUCAGCCAGAAACAGAUGAGUCAAAUGAAAAAGAGCCUUUAUAUGGAGGAAUGUUAAUUGAGGACUAUAUCUAUGAGUCUUUAGUUGAAGACACCUACCAAGAAACAACUAUGACUACAGAUAAUGGAUUUUUGUUAUCACAUCAAGAUGUAAAUAAAGAGUUUGUUCAACAACCAGAAAGGAAAUUAAGAUCACCAGAUGAGGUUUAUGAAGACUUGAUGAGAAAAGCAAAUUACAUAGCAAAAGAUGAUUAUUAUUAUCCAGACACUCCCAAAACUGUAUUAUUAGAAGAGAAUGUGGAUUUAAUUCCUUAUGCUACUGACCUGAAGCAUACACCUAUAUCUUCUGCAGAUGUAGAAAUUCUUAUUAAAGAUGAAAAAACCUUGUUAGAUGCUGAUGCUGCCUAUGAAGAGCUUAUGAAACGUCAAAGAACAGUUUUAACUCCAGGGACCAGUCCAACUCAGUCUGUACCUUCUUCAUGUGAACCCCAGCAGAAAGCAGUGUCAACUGUAAUACAUAUAAAAGAAGCAGAGAAUACCUCUGUAACCCUUUUUUCAGCAAAAGAAGAAGAUAUAGAGACUCAACCAUCAGUUCAAUUGAGUAGCCCAAUGUAUCCCAUUCCAGAUGUAACAAUUACACAGCACUUUACAGCAGAGGAAGAUAUAGAAGACCAGUAUAUUAGUGAAUAUUUAAGUGAGUCUCAGGAAAUUUCUGAUGCUGAAUUUUCAGACAAGACAGAUGAUAUAACAGAAGAUUUUGUCAAACAGCCCUCUACCACCAUGGAGAGUUCUACCACGUCAUGGACAACAAUGGAAUCCUCCUCUGUUGUGUUUGAUACUAUACAGUCUGAGGUUGAGCAUACACCUGUACCCAUUAGGGAAAUUAAACAGCCACCAGCUCCAACAUCUUCUUUCCAGAAUGCAACAGAUGUCAUCCCUAUCACGGUGCCAACAGUUGUAGUUACCACCUCUUCACACACAGAUUCAGUUAUAGUUGAUAUACCAAUGAAAUCUGAAGUUAACAACAUAUUAGAAUUAGUUGCAGCGAAGACAAUAGUCACUACUUCAGAUUCAAUAGCUACAGUAACCCCAGUCUCCACUGUACCGUGUGAGUCAGCUGUUGUUUCUAAUAUAAAAAUUUUGAGCUGCACCACACCUUCAACAGUUUCAUCCAGCAAUGGUCACAUUGCCAUCUUUGUUCCUGGGUCAGAUUAUGCUGCACCAAUUACUCCUGUACCAGUAAAGAAGCAAGAUAUAUACAAAUCUCAAAAAGAUGAAAAAUUGAAAGAUUUGCAUGACAACAAAAAAACCUCAACAGAACCUUACUCAACAAAUGUUGCCUCAUCACAGUAUAUUUAUGAAAGUUCUAGUAAAGCUUCAGUCACCUCAUCAUCUUCUGUGAUCCCACCUACAGCAGUUGAGCUCCUCUCAGGACUCUGCUGA